Messenger RNA from Nothobranchius furzeri (turquoise killifish), 3789 nucleotides. Lineage: Eukaryota; Metazoa; Chordata; Actinopteri; Cyprinodontiformes; Nothobranchiidae. The record is from RefSeq and is a predicted model, not a curated record.
UAUUGUGCUGUGGAUUUAAUAUAUAUAUUAAGGAGGCGCGUGAAGCGUCAAACUCCCUGAUGAGGGACCAGUCAUUGAUCCAAGAACCGGGGAUCCACUGACGAUGUUCCAGGCCAUAACCUACCCAGUCCACCAAGAACUGGCGACCCCAACCACGGGGUCUGGCAUCCAGGAGGCGAUGAACCCGGUAAUCCAGGCUCCCGUCGGCAAGAUGGACAGGUGGAGGAGGAUCGGAGGCAGAGACAGGACACAACGUACUGGAUGAUACUGGUUUGAUGAGUGAGACAUGGAAGACAGGGGGGAUCUUGAGUGAGGGGGGCAAAGAGAGAUGGACUGACCAGGGACUGAUGACCUUACUGAUGGUGUAGGGGCCUAUGAACUGGGGGGAGAGUUUCUUGCUGGUGUCUUUAAGUUUGAUAUCCUUGGUGGAAAGCCAUACCUGUUGCCCACAAGCAUAAGGUGGAGCUGGACGACGGUAACGGUCCACCAGCUGUCGAUUACGCUCGGCCGUUCGGUGCAGAGCCGCACGAGUCUGGUUCCAUGUCCUCUUGGCCCUACGAAUGAACUGUGGCACGGUGGUGGUGGUAGGAAGAUCAGACGGGAAGAGUGGAGGUUGAUAGCCUAAAGAUUAUUCAAACGGGGAUUGACCAGUAGCGGAUGAAAUAUGGGUGUUGUGACCGUACUCAAUCCAGGGAAGUUGGGUGCUCCAGCUAGUUGGGUUAGAGGAGCACACGCAAUGAAGCAUGGCCUCCAACUCCUGGUUGAGUCCCUCACAUUGGCUGUUGGUUUGGGGGUGAUAGCCGGAGCUCAGGGAGACGUUGGCUCCUAGAGAUGCAGCAAAUUCCCUCCAAACCUUGGAGAGGAAUUGGGGACCAUGGUCUGACAGGAUUUCAUCCAGAAUGCCAUGCAGUUGAAAAACUUGUUUUAUUAGUAGGUCAGCAGUCAUGGCGGAGGAAAGAAGGGACUUUAAGGGGACAAAAUGGCAGGCUUUAAAGAAUCUGUCGAUGAUAGAUAGUAUAACUGUAAACCCCUUUGAGGGAGGUAGACUGGUAACAAAAUCUAUUGCAAUGUGGGACCAUGGGUGAGAGGGAAUGGGCAGAGUUCUAAGUAAUCCAGAGGGAUGUUGAUUAGUUCCUUUAUUGCGAGCACAAACCUGACAGGCACUGAUGUAUUCCUUGAUGUCUUUAAACAUGGAGGGCCACCAGAAGGACCUACAGACGAGAGCGAGGGUACGACCAACUCCUUGGUGUAUCGAGAACUUUGCCAUAUGUGCCCAGUGAAUGACUGACCCUCGGACCUGUUGAGGUAUGUAUAGCUUUCGGGGAGGACCGUUUCCUGGGUCAGGGUCAGCUUGUUGUGCCUCUAGUACUUUCUGUGAGAUGUCCCAAGUGAUGGAUCCAAGAACACAGGACGGAGGGAGGAUGGUAGCAGAUUCUUGGUCUUUGUCUGUGGAAUACUGUCGGGACAGGGCGUCGGGUUUCACGUUCUUGGUUCCGGGUCUGAAAGAGAUGGUGAAGUUGAAACGAGUAAAAAACAGGGACCAACGGGCUUGUCUGGGGUUGAGUCUUUUGGCUUCCUUCAGGUAGAUGAGAUUUUUGUGAUCAGUCCAAAUUAUGAUGGGGUGCUCAGCUCCCUCCAACCAAUGGCGCCAUUCUUCCAAUGCAAGUUUCACUGCUAGCAACUCCCGGUCACCCACAUCAUAAUUCUGUUCAGCAGGCGAGAGUUUCCUGGAGAAAAAGGCACAGGGGUGAAGCAGGUUAUCAGAGGGAGAUCUCUGGGAGAGAACAGCACCCACCCCGGAAUCUGAGGCGUCCACUUCAACGGUAAAUUGAAGAGUGGGAUUGGGACGGGACAGGAUCAGAGCUUGAGAGAAACGAGACUUUAAAUCUAAAAAUGCAGUGUCUGCCUCAGGGGUCCAUACAAAAGUUCUCUUAGUGGAUGUUAAACGUGUGAGAGGUGAUGCUACUUGGUUGUAAUUGCGGAUGAAUCGUCCAUAGAAGUUAGCAAAAUCUAAGAACCGUUGCAACCGUUUACGUGUAGUGGGAAUGGGCCAAUCACGAACUGCUUUUAUCUUCUUGGGAUCUAUCUUCAACCGCCCACUCUCCAAGACGAAUCCAAGGAACUUCACAGAUGAAGCAUGGAAUUCACAUUUCUCAGCUUUCACAAAGAGGCGGUUUUUCAAAAGAUGCUGCAGGACUGCACGGACGUGAUGGUGGUGUUCUGAGAUGGUGCUGGAGAAUAUCAAAAUAUCGUCGAGGUAGACGAUAACAAACUUAUCAAUUUAAUCGUGGAGAACAGAGUUGACUAGUGACUGAAAAACAGUUGGUGAGGCCAAAGGGCAUAACUAGAUAUUCAUAGUGGCCCAGGGGGUCUUGAAAGCCAUUUUCCACUCGUCACCCUCUCGGAUACGGACCAGGUGGUAGGCAUUACGGAGAUCCAAUUUGGUGAAAAUGGUGGCUUUCUGAACAGGAUCAAAAGUGGAUGAUAACAGAGGCAGAGGAUUGCUUGUUUUUUAUAGUGAUUUGGUUAAGUCGUCUGUAAUCAAUACAGGGGCGCAGGGAACCAUCUUUCUUGGAAACAAAAAAAAAUCUGUCUCCCAGAGGAGAUGUAGAUGGGCAAAUUACAACAGCAGCUAAUGUUUCAGAUAUAUAGGUGGCCAUGCUUUCUCGUUCAGGCUUAGACAGGCUAUACAACCUGCUGGAGGGUAGUGUUGCUCCCUGUAGGAGGUCAAUACAGCAGUCGUAAGGGCGAUGGGGUGGCAAGAGGCGGCUCGGUCUUUACAAAACACAGCUUGAAGAUCGUGGUAUUCUGAUGGAACCAGAGACAGAUCAGGAGGAGUCGGUGUACUAGAAACUGGAAACGGGGCAGAGAGGUUAGCAGACAGGAGGCAGUGAGACAAACAAUACGGGCUCCAGGAUGAAAUCUGACUUGUCUUCCAAUCAAUGCGAGGAUUAUGGGUGACUAACCAGUCAUGUCCCAAAACAACCGGAGAUUGGGGGUUAGGGUUAGGGUUAGGGAGCACAAAUUCACAAACUUGAAGAGGAAAUGUGCAGGCUGAUCAGGAGGAUCCUGGGCUAUCUCAUACCAGCCAGGGCUAUCGUAGGUAUACCUCUCAGGGAGGUGGAGUAUGGACAAGGACAUCAGUUGGCUGAUGAGGAGCUCUAUAUUGGAGCAGACACAAAGGCCUUCAUGAAAAGCGUAGAGCUUCCCAUGUCCACUGAGAAGAAAAUCUUUCAAUCUGUGAGAAGAUUCUAUGAAGCAGCGCUUCAGAAGAUGUUCUCCUCCUUUCCCCUUGACCAUCCACUCCUGAGGGACUUGAAAGAGCUGGACCCUGCUGCUCGCCUCGACAUCCCUCCAGGGACAGUGGAAAGGCUAUGGGCCAUGCUCCCUCAGUUGAGCUUGAGUGAAGAUAGGCUGAGAGACGAACUCAUUGACUACCAGGUGACAGAUAGCAAGCACCUCCCCCAAGAAGACAACAUUGACAGAUUCUGGGGCCUGCUAGGGAAGGAUGUGAGGUUGUGUGAGCUGCCAAGAUUAAUGAAGGCUUUACUCUGCAUUCCCCACAGCAAUGCCAGUUCUGAAAGGGUGUUUGGUAUGGUGAGAAAGAUUGUUACAGAGAAUAGGAUGUCAUUAGACAACAGCACCGUUUGUGCUUUACUGUCAUGUAAAAUCGACCACUCUGGCCUGGCCAGCAAAUACACUCCUUCCAAAAAAGUGUUAAAGAAUGCAAAAUCUGCAACAAAUUUGUGUAAUAAGUCAUUAGUGAAUGUCAGAGAGCCACGUGAGUGA